CUGUAAUUUAACAAAAGAAUAGCUUGGCACACACAAAAUACUUUAAUAGGCAGACCGAACAGGUUUUUUUCUAUCAUAAUUUAAAUCCCUAAUUCUGUUUGAGAAACAGUUUAUUGCAGAUUUUUCCAAUGACAGCAUAUACUAGGUGUUUGCCAAGAAAGUGAAAGUGUGUAAGGCUUAGUGAAAGUGAAAGUGUGCCAAAUUAUUUGAGAGCAUAUGAGCGUACAGAAAAGUAUUGAACACAUUCAGAACCAUGGUAAAACUGUGUUUCUUUUUGCUUUUGCUUUCACUUUACACCAUCGUAAACGCAGGUAAAAUUAACUUUUUAUUCUCUGUCAUAUCUCAUUUAGUAUACAUCUUGAUUCUAGGAGCAGUGUGAGCACCAGCCUACAUGGUGUUUAGUACCAUACUGUAGAGAGUACAAAACUCCUAGGAAAACCGAGUAAAAUAUUUUCAGGAGCUUCUCAGACAUUGUAAAAAUAUUCACUGAUCUUGUUUUCACCUUCACUCACAUUCAGGAUCUCAUUCUCUGUGGGCAUUCGCAACUUGUAUCUCAGGAGAAGCACCUUUCCCUGAGUGUAGUGUUGUGUUGAUGCAGGAUGACAUUCAAGUUGGCUACUUUGACUCCAACAUGGAGCAGUUUAUCCACAAGGGACCUUACGCCCCAGACGAAACAGAGGUUGACGUAGCCCAAGAUGCAGCUUAUGUGUUUGGACACAUGUUCCUCAGCAUGAAAAGGCGACUGUCAGACCUGAGGUAUCGCUUUAAUUCCACAGGGAAUAUAGAUGUUCAGCAGAGAAUGACUGGCUGUGAGAUGUUGGAUACUGGUGAACCCGGCCUUAUUCUGUCCACAGAUGCUUUCAAUGCAAUUUUUGCUGAUUUAAUAUAUUACAACAUGACACAUUAUUCAUACAAUUCUGGAAACCUACUGUCGCCAUGGAGUGAGGUGCAUCAAACAUAUGCAAAAUGGCUUUAUCAGACCAUUUACCUACCCAUUUGCAUAAAAACAUUGAAGAAAUGUCUGGAGAGAUUGAAGAACUUUGUGAUGCGUAAAGUGUGUCCCAGAGUCAGGCUCAUACAGAAAGCCAUGUCUGGAGGUGCCCGUGUGAGCUGUCUGGCGUUUGGUUUUUACCCCCGCCACAUCAAUCUGACCCUGCUGAGAGACGGCCAGCCAAUAGUAGAACAGGAGAUGACUGGGGGUCAGUUGCUGCCCAAUGGAGACGGGACCUACCAGCUGAGAAAGAGUCUGGAGGUCAACACAGAGGAGCUGAGAGAGAGACACAACUACACCUGCACCACCUCCCACCUCAGUCUGGACAACAAGCUGAAUGUCAGCUGGAUACCUGAGUCUGGGAUCGACAGAGUGGGUCUUUAUGUCAAGUCAGCUCCACUGGCCAUGGUGGCCAUAAUUAUUCUACUCAGCAUUUUCGUUUGUGUAAGGAGGAGAAACACGGCUGGCUCCCAGACAUUGUCACAGCUCUCCAACGCAAAUUAUGCCCAAGUGGCUGAGCAAAUUAGCCUAUCUUCACAUUCUGAGACCUGAUAUAUUUGCUGCUGCCACUCAUGCAAAGACUUCAAAGUGAAAAGCCAAUACAUUGUAGGUUGAUCUAUAUUAUACAGUAUAUAGCUUAAUAAAGACAAGUAUUUUUAUGAUGCAGUGGUGCAUAAGCAAUCUGAAAAUGUGUACUGA
Molecule: messenger RNA, 1690 nt
Organism: Salvelinus namaycush (lake trout)
Lineage: Eukaryota; Metazoa; Chordata; Actinopteri; Salmoniformes; Salmonidae
Product: class I histocompatibility antigen, F10 alpha chain-like
Exons: 1
Coding region: 593-1543 (316 amino acids)
Biological process (GO): immune response
Cellular component (GO): external side of plasma membrane
Source: RefSeq, a predicted model, not a curated record